Messenger RNA from Cervus elaphus (red deer), 1978 nucleotides. It is a transcript of the gene ZNF684, whose product is annotated as zinc finger protein 684. Bases 160 to 1308 code for a protein of 382 amino acids. Gene Ontology annotation, biological process: negative regulation of transcription by RNA polymerase II. Lineage: Eukaryota; Metazoa; Chordata; Mammalia; Artiodactyla; Cervidae. Gene Ontology annotation, molecular function: DNA-binding transcription repressor activity, RNA polymerase II-specific. The record is from RefSeq and is a predicted model, not a curated record. The transcript is spliced from 5 exons.
UAGCCGGUAUUCUGUAAUUUUCGAACCAGUACUGCAUGAAGUGAGAGUUGGGGUAUCUCCCGGAUCUGGGAGAUCUCCGUAACCUGAUCUCCAGCUUAGAGCCGGAGCUGGGAGUGUGGCGCUGCAAAGCUGGCAAAUCUCUGUGCAAGAGAGGCAGAAAUGAUCAACUUCAAGGGAUCAGUGACACUCCAGGAUGUGGCUGUGGAAUUCACCCCAGAGGAGUGGCAGCUGCUUGACUGUGAUCAGAGAACCCUGUAUUGGGAUGUGAUGUUGGAGAACUUUAGAAACCUCAUCUCAGUGGGAACAGGGUGUCCAGUUACUGAAACAACAGUGAUAUUCAAGGUGGAGCAAGGACAAGAACCAUGGAUGGUGGAGGGAGAGAACUCACAUCGGAGCUCUCCAGAAGCUGACUGCCCACUUGUUGAUGAAUCAGACAAGCACCAGAAAAGCAAAGACAAUUUUUUAAAUUCAGUUUUGUUCAUGUUCAAUAAAAUUCAGACUGUGAAGAGACUUCAUGGUUAUAAUAUGAGCACAAGUCUUAAUCCUACAAGAAAAAAAUCAUAUAAAUGUAAGUCAUAUGGGAAGAGUUUGCAACCUACUUUGGACUUUCUUAAUUAUAAUAGAUGUUAUAAUGGAGAACACUCUGAUGAAUGCAAUGAAUGUGGGAAAGCCUUAAAAAAGAAAUUUAAUUUCAUUAGACAUGAAAAAAAUCAUACAAGAAAAAAACUGUUUGAAUGCAACACCUGUGGGAAAGCCUAUAGCAGCAAGGCACACCUUGCCACUCAUCAGAAAAUUCAUAACAGAGAGAGACCCUUUGUGUGCAGUGAUUGUGGAAAAGCGUUUACACAUAAAGCACAGCUCGUGGUCCAUCAGAGACUCCACACUGGAGAGAAGCCUUAUGAAUGCAGUCAGUGUGGAAAAUCAUUCACUUGGAAUUCUUCCUUUAAUCAACACAUGAAAUCGCAUACACUUGAGAACUCAUUUGAAUGUAAGGAAUGUGGGAAAACGUUCAGGUAUAGUUCUUCCCUUUAUAAACACUCUAAAUUUCAUACAGGAGAAAAACCAUAUCAAUGCAUUGUAUGUGGCAAAGCCUUUGGUAACAGUUCUGUGCUUGUUACCCAUCAAAGAAUUCAUACAGGAGAGAAACCUUAUGGAUGUAUUAAAUGUGGCAAAGCCUUCAUCAAGAAGUCUCAUCUCCUUAGACAUCAGAUAACUCAUACAGGAGAAAGGCCCUAUGAGUGUAGCAAAUGUGGGAAACCAUUUUCCCAGAAGUCAAAUCUUACUGUACAUCAGAAAAUUCAUAUGUAACAUUCACUUAUGAAUAUGAGAAAGCUUUAAUAUUUGAUAAGUUAUUGAGUAGAGAAUUCAUGGUGAGGAGAAAUCAACAAUUUGAAGGAACUGAAAAAAUAAAUUCCCAUAAAAAAAAUCAAUGCCAGUCAUGUUCUGGAAGUGAUAAAGUAUUUAGAGGAAAGAUCACAGAAAACGUUAAUUUAUAAUGAUAAAACUUAGAGCUUGGAAAGCAUAAAUUAAACAAUCAAGGAAUCAGUGAAAACUACAUUUAGCAUCUCUGAUUAUUUUUAUAACAAAUUAUAUAAUUAUGCAAGUAUGAAUAUAAAAUAAGUUUAUAUAUUAUAUUAAAUUAUAUCUAUUAAGAGUUUCUGAAGUAAAUAUCACACUUUUUCUUCCAAUCUGAAUAGUAACAUGCAAGUGAAAAAAUGUAGUUUAAGAUAUAGUAUGAAUUUCAGUAAUAUUUUCAUCCAUUCGCUGGCACUUUUAAUGGGUAUGGCAGUGUUAUUGAAUCUCAGAGUCUCCUCUUUAAUUCUAAAACUUGUUAUAAAGAUUUAUAGAAUUACAUAUGUGUAUAAUUUAACAAGAUAUCAAUUGAGAUGGUGAAAGCAGUUGUAUUCUAUACACUAAGUGCUCAGUUGUGGAAAAGGAAGUAUUUAAAGAAGUAUGUAAAUAAAACGUUUGCACUUCA